AAUGGAAAAGAUGGAUGGCGAUGAAGAAAUGUGUCCAGAAUUUACUUCGUCAUGGAGGCAAAUUAAAUUUUACGAAAAUAAGCAUGGUUAUAACACAACUUCGAAAUACUUGGUCCCAUUCCCCAACAAAUCACAUCAACCUUGAAGGGCAGGUUCGCACAUUUCUUCAGUACGGCACCAAGAAGCGGUAUUUCACCGUUCAUGCAUUCACGGCGUUGAUGGGCUGCACAUGGUGUGUGUGUUCUCAAGAAAAUAAUUUGGCACCAGCCGUGGUUGUGAAAAUCGGAGGUCAAGAGGAAGAUGACGUUGACGACAAAGAUAUAGACUAUUUCUACUUCCCUGGCUGCUGCAAAUGUGUCAAUAUCUGAUAAAUUACUUUUGUCAAAAAAGUGUUGUCGAUAUAAGGAUUUAACAUGGACUAUUGUUUUUUGAUGCCUGUUUCGCAAAGAUAAAUGAAAAAUGAUA
Dreissena polymorpha is the source of this 465-nucleotide messenger RNA. RefSeq lists its product as uncharacterized. The transcript has 3 exons. NCBI's taxonomy places the organism in Eukaryota, Metazoa, Mollusca, Bivalvia, Myida, Dreissenidae. Bases 15 to 368 code for a protein of 117 amino acids. The record is from RefSeq and is a predicted model, not a curated record.